AUGACGGGCUCUUCGAUGUGGGGUGCACUAGGCAGGUUGGUGUGGCUCGCUUUACUAGCGCCAAGCGUUUUGAUGAUUAUCCCUCUUGCUCCAGCAUCUCUGGCGCAUCCACAACCAUGUCAGAUUCUGAAAAGGAUCGGACAUACGGUGCGAGUAGGGGCUCUGCACCUUCAACCGCGAGUUUUUAAGCAGAGUUCCUUCAGGGGUAGAGACCUGGACUGGGAUGCAGGCAGAGAUGAAGAGUGGGAUAUGACUAUACAAAGUGGACCUGAACAUGACUGGAUGGGUAUUAGGACUAAAAGCUCAGCGAGUAACUCUCAUAGGGCAUCCAAAAGAAAAACGAUACUCAAACAAGUGGAUGUGGAGACUGUGUUUCUACCUAGAGACUCCGUUAUUCUCGCUACGGAGACUCUCAAUCGAGUGGUGGGGCUUUUACCGUAUAACCUGACCCUUGAGAUAGUCAUGGCUGUGGAAGCAGGACUUGGAGAAUUACCUGCUUUCUCAUUUUCCUCAUCAUCUACACCUGCCAUGGCGGAUCCUGUUUCGUUUCUGCAAAGUGUUUGCCACACUGUAAUUGUCCAAGGAGUUUCAGCAAUCAUUGCCUUCCCACAAAACAAGGACGAUUUGUUAAAGUUGGAAUUUAUCUCGUCAAUGCUUCAUAUUCCAGUUAUAAGCGUCGUCCAGAAUGAAUUCAAACGCCAGAGUCAGAACUCCCUCCAUUUCCAGAUGGCCAUGCAAAAUCCUCAAACUCCUCAAGAGGAACUCAUCUUCUCCCUACUGUCAAUGAACAACUGGUACGACAUCAGUCUAGUCAUGUGUCAACAGAUGAACAUUUCAGACUUUGUUUUCUUGCUCCACAACAACUCAAAAUUUAAUCUGGGUACAGUUCUCAAGAUAUCCACCAAUAGCAGCUCCAAAAGCGACUUUCAAACUUCUCUGCUAGGUCAACUGGAGUCCAUCAAGGACACAACAUCUACAAUAGUGACCUUUGGAUGUGACAUCAGGGAUAUAAGGAGGAUCUUUACCACUAUUGCAAAGUUUGGUCUGAUUCUUCCUGAUUAUCAUUGGAUUAUAGGUGACUCUCAAAAUGUGGAAGAAUUGCGGACAGAGGGGCUACCAAUGGGUCUUCUUGCACAUGGUCGUAUGGGUGAGCCCUCACUGGAUCAAUACGUCCAGGAUGCAUUGGAGCUUUUGGCACGGGCAGUGGGAUCAGCUGCCACUGUGUCUCCAGAGCUGGCACUGAUUCCUGGCAUCACAAACUGUCUGGCAAUUGAGACUAAAAAUCUCACAUCAGGAACCUUUCUGUCCAGAUUUAUGGCCAACACAUCAUUUGAUGGCCUCAGCGGCUACAUCAAUAUUCAAGAGGAAUCUACUAUUAUCUCUGAAAGCCAUCACUUCAUAUGGAAUCUACAGCAUGACCCAAUAGGAAAACCCAUGUGGACGCGUCUUGGCAGCUGGAAGCAAGCGAAAAUGGUCAUGGAUUAUGGCGUAUGGCCGAAUAAGAGACAGUCUCAGCCAGGGGCGGACUGGCGGCAUUCCUCACGUCUACACUUACGUGUUGUCACCCUGGUUGAACACCCAUUUGUUUUCACUCGAGAUGUCGAUGAGGACGGUUUGUGCCCGGCUGGCCAGUUGUGCCUUGACCCCCUAACAAAUGAUACAGCCUUGUUGGUAAGUCUUUUUCAGGGUCUGCAUGGCGCCAAUGAAACAGUGCCCAUGGAGUUUAAAAAAUGCUGUUAUGGUUAUUGCAUUGAUCUUCUAGAGAAGCUAGCAGAGGACAUGGGGUUUCAUUUUGACCUCUACAUUGUGGGUGAUGGAAAAUAUGGUGCUUAUAAGAAUGGCCGCUGGACAGGCCUUGUUGGGGAUCUAAUGAGCGGAGCAGCUCACCUCGCAGUCACUUCCUUCAGCAUCAACUCAGCACGCAGUCAGGUCAUCGACUUCACCAGCCCCUUCUUUUCAACAAGUCUUGGAAUCUUGGUCAGGACUAGAGAUACAGCCGCACCUAUCGGUGCCUUCAUGUGGCCCCUACACUGGAGUAUGUGGCUGGGAAUAUUUGUGUCUUUACAUGUCACAGCCGUGUUUCUAACCCUGUAUGAGUGGAAAAGCCCUUUUGGGAUGACCCCAAGGGGAAGGAAUAGAGAACGAGUCUUCUCUUUCUCCUCAGCGCUAAACGUUUGCUAUGCAAUCUUGUUUGGUCGGACUGCAGCUAUUAAGCCACCAAAGUGUUGGACUGGCAGAUUCCUCAUGAACCUCUGGGCUAUAUUCUGCUUGUUCUGCUUGUCGACAUACACGGCUAAUCUCGCUGCUGUAAUGGUUGGUGAAAAAACCUAUGAGCAACUCUCAGGUAUUCAUGAUCCCAAGCUCCACCAUCCAUCACAAGGUUUCCGCUUUGGGACUGUCCGGGAGAGCAGUGCCGAGGAUUAUGUGAAAAAAAGCUUUCCUGAGAUGCAUGAAUACAUGAGACGAUAUAAUGUCCCUACAACCCCUGAUGGUAUAGAUCACCUUAAGGAUGAUCCACAAAAGCUUGAUGCUUUUAUAAUGGACAAAGCUCUCUUAGACUAUGAAGUGUCUAUUGAUGCAGACUGCAAGAUGCUGACAGUAGGGAAGCCUUUUGCAAUUGAAGGCUAUGGAAUUGGGCUCAAACAAAAUUCUCGUCUGACUUCAAAUAUCUCUGAGUUGGUCAGUCAGUACAAAUCUGAUGGAUUUAUGGACAUGCUACAUGAUAAGUGGUACAAGGUGGUUCCCUGUGGUAAAAGAAGCUUUGCUGUCACUGAGACUCUACAGAUGGGGAUAAAGCACUUCUCAGGAUUAUUUGUCAUGCUAUGCAUUGGAGUUGCCCUGUCUCUACUCACUACUCUAGGUGAACACAUCCUCCAUCGCUGGGUGAUACCCAGGAUGCAGAACUCUUCACAGCAUACGUACUGGCUUCACACUAGUCAAAGAUUACAUCGAGCGCUUAACCCGAGAUUCAAAGAAGACAAAUUACAGACGGUCGCAAAGCCAGAGAAAAGCUGUAAUGUUGGAAACAAUCAACAAACACCAUGGAACUCUUUGGGAAUGUCCAAUUGUAAUCAAAGGAAAAUGUCCAAUCAGGAGGGGCAACAGAAUGACCUAGAAUGUUCACAGUGCAAGGAGCUCUUGCCCCUACAGGAGAAGAGAAUGCUCCCUCUACAGACCACGUCCAAUGGGAGAACAGAUCUGCUGGGUCUGGCGCAGAACCCAAUAGUACAGGAACUGACAGACCUGGAAACACAGAUCCAGCUCAUCAAAAAACAACUACAGCUCGCCAUGAAGAAAAAAAAAGAGCUGGAGCAGUAUCAGAAGACAAAGACUCCGACUGAGCCCUAG
Messenger RNA from Xyrauchen texanus (razorback sucker), 3348 nucleotides. It is a transcript of the gene grin3a, whose product is annotated as glutamate receptor, ionotropic, N-methyl-D-aspartate 3A. Gene Ontology annotation, molecular function: NMDA glutamate receptor activity; transmitter-gated monoatomic ion channel activity involved in regulation of postsynaptic membrane potential. The transcript is spliced from 9 exons. NCBI's taxonomy places the organism in Eukaryota, Metazoa, Chordata, Actinopteri, Cypriniformes, Catostomidae. Gene Ontology annotation, cellular component: plasma membrane; postsynaptic membrane. The coding region runs from base 1 to 3348 and encodes 1115 amino acids. The record is from RefSeq and is a predicted model, not a curated record. Gene Ontology annotation, biological process: synaptic transmission, glutamatergic; monoatomic ion transport; ionotropic glutamate receptor signaling pathway.